AUGAGUGAAAAUUUACAAGAUUGUUUAGAGCGUUAUGCUGAAGACAGAGAUGCAAAACAUAUUGAAAGUGCUUAUGGUUUGUUGAUAUCAGCAUCAAAGUCCUGGAAGCCUGGAAGGAACUUUGUAUAUACAAGCCAGGAAAUACUUCAGCUAGCUGUGUUAUCUGCUGAGGCUAACCUCAGUGAAAUCGUUUCUUCUGUGAUAAAUAUUUAUGAGAGUACUUUUGGAAGUAAUAGUGAAUUCCGCGAUCUGAUUUCAUUACUUUUUGCUGAAAUAUGUUUUCAGGAAGGGGACUUUUCCAUGGGCAGAAUAAGUUUGGCCAUGAGCCACAUUGAACGGUCAGUAUACGAGGCUAUCGAAAGCGAUCAUGAUUACAUAGUUAAGAACUUGUUGAUACUGUUAUAUAAAUUCGUUCGGACGAAAUUAAAUUCAUCUAAGAAAAGUGAUCUUGUUUCGUUCUUGAAACAGAAGCUUAAGAUGCUUUUGGAUACUCAUAACAAACAAUAUUUCUGGAUCGUACGUUUUGGAAUGCUUCUUAUUGAAACUUACGUGCAAGUCGGGUACAGAAAAGAAGCCAGUCAGCUUCUGGAGACUCUGGCUAGUGGUAUUGCUCGUCAUGUUCCUGAAGAGAUGGUUGAACUUCUUGCGAUUGCUAGUGGAGCAAACUUGGCAAGUGCUGAACGUUAUAUUAGCUGGGUGCUUGGGGUAUACAGUAACAAUGAAACAGGAUCUUCUCUGGCUCAAACUGUUAAGCAAUUUUCAACCCAAACAAAGGAAGGAAAUAUACCAAUGGGUGGAACAUUAGCCCAAAGUUUAAUUAGUUUUGGAAUAGUACCUGCUAGUCGUCUAGCAAAGCUGCGAGCAAGUUGCAAGAAUCCAAGCGAACAAGUUGAUGAAUUUUUAAAGAUUUUACGGUUACUUGAAAUUGAAGAUGAAAGCAAUGAACUGUUAUUAUCUGAUAGACAGAUAGAAAAUAAAAACUCGAUUUUAGAAGAUUCAGUUGUUGAUGAGAAUAACAACAAUACACUAUCUGUCAAUGGAUCUGAAGAGGUUAUCGAAGAUGCACUCUCUCCGAAGUAUUUAACUCCUGGAACACGAUUCAAACUCUUGGUCACUUUAACACAAUUGGCUCUUGAUCGGGAUCUGCUGCACGUCUGUCAUAAAUGCAUCAAGCAGUGUGAAAUUAUUUUGAAGAAAGAAAAGUUAUCGAAUCAAGAAUCAGCUGCACUGAUGCUCCAGUUCAUUUCACUUGAGAUAGAUACUCAGAAGAUUGCAGUCAAACUAUCUAGAAUGUCCAGUCAGUAUUUAACAGUUCACUAUCAUGCUAUGCAGAAAUGUCAUAAUUUGUUGGAAAAGUGUCUAAUAAAUCCAAGCUACCAACCAGAAAUGAUUACACAAGGUUGCCUUACACUGUGGCGCUUGUGCUCACCGUUACUUCAACGUGAUACACAGACUAGACUGAAAACUUCUAAGAGCUUACAAUUGAUCAUUGAUCAUUUAACUAAACAAGAUAGUCUAUAUUAUCGUCUGCGAUGUGAAGUACAUUUGACCAUGGCUUAUUGUCAGGCUGAUAUGGAACAAAUCUCUGAAGCGAUUGUUAACAUUGAUAAGGCACUUAAAUUCGAUGAGACAGAAGAAUUUUCAGCCAGUUUAAAUUAUUUAAAAAAAUGUUUAUUACUACGUUCCAAUUUGUAUGAAACUCCAGAUACAAAAAUUGAACAAGCACGCCAGAUUAUUGAACGUCUACAAAAUACAAACAAUUUAUCAUCAAAUGAAAUUACUAAACUUCUGAAACAUAUGAAUGUUUUCAACGAUACCAAGGAAUUGACUGACUGUGAAGACAGUUGUUACAACACGAUGUUGCGAACAUUAAUAGUUCAUAUCAGUAAACUGAUAGAUGAAAAUAUAUUCGAAGAAGUCUUUCGACUUGAAACAGUUUUGUUUAAUGAUACAGCUACGUUAAUAACACAUAAAAAUAAAAAUCCUGAUGAGAUAUUAUUUCGACUUAGUUCUUUCAAACAAAUUUGGAUACAAGUUAAUGAUGCCAUUAAAACGUAUAGCGAAGCAAUUCAUGAGAAUAUUGAAUUUGAAAUAAAUGAAAAAUUACUCAUGUGGUUCGAUCUGAUCAAGUUAGCUAAGAAAUAUCAAAUGUGGGAUUUGUGCUCAACCCUUUGCCGUCUAUGCCUCCUCUUCGAUGAUGACAGUUAUUGGAGUGUAUUGCUUAAAAAAUUAGAACAGUAUAGAAUUACACGAACGAAACCAAUAGUUGGUCCAUCAACAGCAAUGAAACCAAUGGAAAUAAAUCCGAAUACUCAGAUGCCUACAAAAACAGAUGUUCAGAAUUUAUUAAAUAAGCCAAAACCGAAUCAGCGUGGAACGAUAAAUCCUCAGGAUAUUAUAACCACCUUUGAACUGAAGUUGUAUAGUUCACUAUCAGAAAUUUGCUGUAUCUACGGAGAAUGUUUAUCUAUACUAUUACGUCAACAAUCAUGCGGUAUACAGUUAGCUGGUAAUCUGGAUCACUUAAGGCCAUCUUGGUUUGAUGUCACAUCUUUAGUAGAUAGCGAUGGUGAAGAGGUGCCAGAAAAGUUGAAGGAACACAAUUUACAAUGGAAAAGUUAUUGUGAAUGGUUUCUUCUUGUCAAUGAAUCUGCAUUAUUGGCAUUUCAACGUAGUGCUGUUCUAUCUGCAAGAAUAGUUGAUUCAAACACUUUAUAUUCCUGUGCAGUUUGUGUAUGGAACUACUGUCUACCGACAAUAUGUCAGAAUGAUCAUUGUCAACUAACAACUAUAUUUUCAAUAAUCUUAGAGAAUGCAAACAAAAUUGGAGCAAACUGUUUACCUGCACAGUUAUAUGCUGAAAUGGCUACAGUAUUGGCUCAUGGCCUAAUUCAACCUUGGUUACCGAAACCAGUCAAAUCAGGAACACUUUCUGGCGGUGAUAAAACUAAAACCAUACCUUCCAAUGCUCCACAAAAAGGUCAAAAGGUAAACAGAGGAAAGUCAGCAAAACCCACUAUAUACACUGUACCACCAGAAGGGCAAGCUUACAUAAAAAAAGCGAUAGAUUGGUUAAUGCUAGCUGGAAAACUGUGUGAACCUAACAGAUUGGAUCUUCUUCAGGAGAUCGAUGAAGGCAGUACAAUACAACCAAUUCUAUCAUUGAGUACCCGUUCACGUCUGAUAAUAUGUUGGCUAUCAGCAAAACAGUUAAUCACCAAUCCACCAGUACACAGGAAUUUAUUUCCAAUGGAUUCUUCUGAAGAUAAUUCUAUUUAUACUGAAAUAAAUUCUACAUCAGAUUCCGAUAAUCAAACACGUAAACGUGCAACAAAUAAUCAAAAAGAUGCUCAGAUCUACCUUGAAACACUGAUAACACGAACACUGUUAGCUGUACAUUCUCUAUGGCUAACAAAUAAGUCAAAAUAUAUCUCUGAGUGGUGCGUUAUUUUAUCUAGACUCAUCGAUGAACAAAGUACACAGACAAUAAUAGAACCAACAAAACAAAUGGAUAUUCUAGUUGGAUUCAAAGAUGCCCCAACAUUAGCAGAGGCUAUUCAUUUGAUGCAGACAACAUUUUCUAGCCAAAAGCCCAAUAUACACACUGAACUACCCUCUGGUAGAAUAAAUAUUCCAAAUGAACAAGAAAAAACCAUUGUCAAAUAUGAUUUACGACUAAAUCAAUCAGCUACUGACCGUUUUACAGAGCUUGAAUUAUGGACACGUUUGGCUAUGCUGGCAUUCAUAACAUCACAGUAUUCAACUAUCUUAGACAUUAUUGAUAUGUCCAAUAUUCAAAAGGAACUACACCAUGGUGAUAACAAACAACAUAUUGAUGUAAAUAACAAUUAUUGGCUAGUUCACUUGCUCUGUCUUCGUGGUUUAGCCAUGUUUGGUAUAUCGAAUCAAAUGAAAACUAUUCGUCAACAAAACUUAAAAUCUGGUGGGAAACACGUUCAACAGCAAUCACAACAGCAGCAACAACAACAAACGCGGGGUAAACAACGUUUCACCGAUGUGAAAUUUAAGUACGUAGAACUUCUCGAAAGAAGACCUGAUAAAAGCGAAAUUAGUGAAGAUAGUCAAACAAUUGAAAAUAGUUUAUUUGAAGCGGGUGAAGAAGCCUUCUAUAAAGCAUCACAACUUGCUUACAAAAUUGGACGUUAUGAUCUGUUAAUUAUGUCAGCAUCGUUAUACUGGGCUCUACUUAACCAUCCAGUUUUGGCGCCAUCGAAUCACAUAACCAAUGUUUUACAAAAAGUACAAUCAUUUUCUGAAAAAAUUUAUAAUUUGACGAAAUGGUUAAGUCAGUGUAUCAAAAUUGAGGUUAGAAAUGAAUUGGCUACACAAAUUCGAAAUAGUGAAAAUACAGAUUUGUUUCCAUUAAAAGUUGAUUCUGUCCUGAUGAAUUCCAUCAGAUAUAUGAAUGAAGUUUCAAGUUUAUUUGAAACAGUCAAAGUCCCAUAUCCAACGAUGACUCAAUUUGAAAUGGAUUUACAACUAAGGGUGAAUAUGUACACAGCUUUAUAUGACUUGUAUUCAGAACAGGGGAAUUUCAAUGAAGCGUUAACAGUGUUGGAUAAAGCUACACAAAACCUGCCACGUACUAAACAUAGAAUGUCACUAUUUCGUCAACUUGUUAUCACAAAAGCUAAAUUAGGUCAGUCAGUGCACUUAGAUAUGCAGAAGUUCACAUCUGAAUCCGAGCCUUUACAGUCACAAAUAUGGAGAGAAAUCGCUUACGCUAGUUCAAAUGUCCAUGUUCAAGUGACUGCAUUUAAGCAAUCAAUUGAUGCUAUAAAGAAUUCUGCUCAGUGGGCGCUGAAGUCAGACUUACUAUUGGAAUUGGCCCAGUGGCUGUUUGCGCAUGGAUUUGAAGUACCUCUGUGUAUAAGUCUAGUUGAAGAAGCUAUGGACUUAUUGAAGGAUGCUUAUGUGAAACAAAAUUAUCCAAGUCAGUGCAAAGAACUGAAGUAUGAUCAGCUUAUAUGCAAUGCAAAAUAUGUGGAGUAUCUAGAUAUUCUGAUGAGGAUAUGCAUUUUAUUAGCUGAGUUCGGAGAAGCGAUAAAUCCAAAUGUCAAGAAGGAGUAUAACUUCAAUCCUUUAGAUUACUUAAUCAUUGCUGUAAACUGCGUUGAAAGUAUUUUAAACCUUUCUGUGGCAUCAGUUGUUCAAAGUCCACGUGUAGAACCAAAAUCACCAAGGAGUCCUCGAUCCACUUCAGUCAAAUCUAGAUCAAAGUCAAAUGCACCAGUUGGUAAUGAAGGCUACCGUGGAAAACAAGGCACUGUAACCAUGGCGUGCUUAGAUCGUUUACUGGAUUUAAUUACUGAGAUGGGUCCAGCUCAGCUUGGUUUUCCGAUCUUAGUGUUACAAGACUGUAUUUUGCGAAGUUGGACAAGAUACGAUAAAUUAUCUUUGUUUGCGAAUUGUUCCGGUGUCGGAAAAUUAAUUCAUUUAAAGUCAAUGGAACUCUCCUGUUGUUUGGGUUUGUCAUCUGGAGUAAUAUACCAUCAAAAUAAAUUAAAUCCUUUAUUACCCAAUGAACAAGAGAUCGCUGAUGCAUAUACACUCAUGAAAGUAAAUCCACAUAGUUCGCAUAUUAAAGAUUUAGCCAAAAUUUGGAUUGAUUUAGGCGACAGACUUGCUCGAAUCGGUCAGUGUUCACAUGCAAAUAAAUUUCUGCGUAUAUCUGAACAAUUAUGUCAACAUGAUAGCAAUCAAAUGAAAUACUGGUUACUUGCAAGAGCAAGAUUAGCUCUUGCUGAAGGUCAAUAUAACCUUACAAGAUCAGUGAUUUCAAAAAUAUUUGAUUCUGAAAUAGAAGAUGAAUUAUUUUGGAUUGAUUGCUUAUCCGUACGUAUUGAUGCCUUAGUUUAUGAUCCUAAUCUAACGAUGCACGAUCUCAAUUCAAUUAGAGUGGGUGAACAAAUGUCAGACAGUUGUACUUCAUGUCCACUGCAUUUUGGAAUAGAAAGUGCUAUAAAAGAAAUUGGAUCAGCUGAAAAGGAUCUUCAGAAAAGAAGUGAACAAUGGAAGUCUAGAGAGGGCUGGUUUAAUAAGCUAAGAGGAAUGCUGUUGUCAAAGAAAUCUCAGUUAGUUGCCAGAAUCGAUGAAAUGAAUUAUCACUAUUCUACACUGAUCAACUCAUCGAAAGAAUCGUCAAACCCUAACCUAUUUUUACGCCCUGUAAACAAACUGGUAAAUUCAAAUGGUGCUCCAAAAUUAUUUGAAGAAAUCAUUCACCUUUUUUCUCUAAAUAAACGAGCUGCUCUCAGAUUAGGGUGGAUGCCUUUGCUAGCCUAUUGGAUGAAAGGAUUCAGAGCCGAAGUAAAUGUGCAGAUUGUCAAACUACGGAAAGAAUUGCGUCAUCCGGUCACAGUCUGCCAUUUCUUUGAAACUACUUUAAGCAUUGCACGUCAAUGUUUAAGCUUUGCCCAAGAAACUGUCACGUUGGUUGAGUCAUUCAGCACCGUGGAUGAACUCAAAGGCUGUAGUUUGCCGGUUCACCGAGAUCUAAUGGAAGUCAAAUUUAUGCUGAUCAGCAUUCUCCACAGUAUUAUGAAUCUUCAUGUAAAUUAUAUGAAAGUUAAGCUCCAAGAUGAUGCUUUAAAAGACCCAUUAGUUUGUGCAGUCGAAAGUUACAUCAGUGAAAAUUCUUCCGAGAGUUUAACAGUGACUCCGAAUAAAAAUGAUCAGCUGAAACAGAUAUGGGAUUCUACUAUCUUAACAGCGUUUGAUGAAGUCUGCUGUCUGCUGUCAGAUAUUUUUAUUAUGAGUGAUAAACAACCUCAUCUAAUAGUGAAGUGCUUUUUCUGCAUGGGGCAACUAUUAUAUUUGAAAGGUCUACUACACAUACCAGACCUUAAUGAUAACUGGAAUCCAGAAAAUAACGACAUCAUUGCCUUCACAAACAACUUCACUCAAGAACUGACACAGAAAAGUUUUGAAGAAGUAAAUUUGCACUCUGGCUUUCGUUGGAGAAACCGUAAUGAUGUAAUCAAUGACCUGAGAUUAUAUAAUUCAGUCCAGGAUUUGUUUUCACAAGCAACAUCACUAUUUAUCAUCGCCUUGAAAAUGUGCUUUACUCAAAACUUCAUGGGUUUGGCUUCUCAGGUUACUGAAUCUUUAUUAAAUCUACUUGGUGGGUGUCAUGAAAGCGUUUCAAUCUUAACACAAGAUUUACUAAUUGGAUUUCAAAGUUGUUCAACGGCUGUCAAGCUGCGUACUCAUCUCUGGUUAACAUUAUUAGCCUGUGAUGCACGUAAAUGUGCCGGUGGCACUCAAAGUAGCUUUGAUAUCGGAAGUGAAUUUGCCGACCGAUCUGUUCUAAGUUCUUCGGAGGCCCUUAUCCGUCAGUUAUUAUGGUCUGCUCCAUCCUGUGUUUUUGAUGAUAUAUGUCUGUUUAAUAUGUGGGGAUUUUGUUCGUCUGUAGAACCUUCUUCAUACCCUGAAGCCCUAGCCUGGAUAGCAGGUCUUAAAUACAACGUAAUUUCUAAUCGUUUGCGUUCAACAGGAGGAUUAUGUAAUGGAUCAGAGGAUCAUAGUGUAUCUGCUAGUCCAUGGAUAUCAAGUAUACUGAGAACUUUAACAUCACAGUCACAAGCUUGGAGAAUAACUGAAGUCAAUCCUUCAAUCGCAUUUGACUCUACCAAAGCUAUUCAGUCAGCCUUAAGCACUCUUCCUGGAUCUAGUUUACAAACAGCUAAAAAUUGGAAUUUUCUGAUUAUGGAGCAUUCUAUAGAUUCCUGUUUUCUAUAUGUUGCUGUACCUAAGAGGAUGAACAGAAUGAGCUCAACUCAAAACCAUCGAAGCAGUGUCUCAACUAAUAAAAGCCAAAAUAAAGGAAGUUGUCAGUAUACUUUCCAGAGACUUGAAACGGAUCCCGUCACCAGAUGCAAAUUAGUCUAUUCUUGGAAAAUUUGUUUAAAUCAGUUGGACGAACAAUUAAAAAAAGCCGCCAACAUUAAAAUCAAUAGCAAGAAUUUAUUUAAAGAGAUAACAAAUCAAAUUUUAAUGAUGAAAAGUCAUUUGUUCAAAAAUUCUACUGAAAAUAUUCUCCUAUUCAAUUAUUUAAAUCCAAUAUUUGAAAUGUUAUCUAAACACUGGUCACCGGAGGUAAACUCUAAUCAAUGCCAAAAUAAACGUAGUAGUAACAGCAUUAAUAACAGUGAUCAGGAGGAAAUAAUUUCCCAAAUCAAGCUAGUUGAUCAAUUAUCUUCUUGCUUUGAGCAAUAUCUAAGUAACCCAUUGAAUCUUCCCACUGAUGGGUUAGUAAUAAUCUCCGAUUUUUGGUUGAAUGAAUUACCAUUAGAAUCUUUGCUGAUGAAUACACUACUUAUUGAGUUGGAUAGAAGUGAUUGUUUGUCUUACCGAAGACAAAGUUCAUUUAUUCAACGAAGUCAUAUUACGGCAACACUUAAUUCUAUCAAACAAGCAAUUCUCCUGUUUCGAAGCAAAGAAUUCAGUGUGCAACUACUGUAUUCACGUUUAACAGGUCAUCAGAAAAAUGAUGAGCAGUCAAGUGACAAUCUUGAACAGGGUUCACAGCAUAAGACGUCGAGAAAAGUGGAUGUAACUCGUGGUGUUAGCCGUCAUCCUUUGUUACGUGAUAUCGGCACUAAAUUGCCUCCAUUACAAUUCUCUAAACAGCAAAAUUCAGGAUGUUUAUUGGUUAGUACAACGUCUGUACGUUAUCUGGUCGAUCCAUUUCUAGACACUGAAAUACCUUCAGCUGAUAGUACUAUUAAUACUUUUGGAAGAAUAAACGGUAAUAAAAAUACUGAAUCCAAUGGAGAUUUAGGUAUAAAAGUUGAAAAAUCAGUUAACAUCAAUUCGCUAAAUGAUCACUUUCAGUUAUUGUUGAACAAACCAAUAUCACGUAGUCAGCAGUUCACUUCACGUUGGAUUGGAUUAAUAGGUGAUCGUGAAUCAGGUGAAGUGCCGUCUAAAGAAGAGUUAGUAGUAUUUCUAAGUGAAGGAGCAAGUGGCUUGUUCAGUUAUACCACUGAGGGUUUCUUAUCAUAUUUACCUCCAGCAGUAUUUGUGAAUUUAUCUAUCCCGAAUUGUCACUUUAUUUGUUUCCUGGAUAAAGUUUACACCAGAACUAGUCGUCUCAGGCAGAUUAGAAUAAAUGCACAUAAAACGUUAGUGGAACAGGAGCUGGAACAACCAUUAACUAUGAGUGUCAUUUCAACACUGACUGGGUUACGUUCGACGGUAGUUCUACAAUGGUCUACACGUUUACACAUCAAUCAGUUUAGAUUAGAAAAAUUAAUGAAAUAUUUACUUGAUCAAGUUUCUUCAAUUGGACAAUCUACCUUGCUGAUCCAAUGUGAACUUUUCAAGAAGGAAUUAGAUGACUACAAGAAUUAUUUAAAACAAAUUGAUGGAGUUAAAGAUAUUCAGUUGUCAGAGGGAAAAAAAUCAUCUGGCCAAUUAGGCCAUCCACAAGAGAAAAAUAAGAGUAUGCAAAUGAAAGUAAUGCCAACAUUAGAACCAUUCAAUAUGAUUAUUUAUGGACUGCCAAAUAUUUCUUUUGCUUAA
Molecule: messenger RNA, 9546 nt
Organism: Heterobilharzia americana
Lineage: Eukaryota; Metazoa; Platyhelminthes; Trematoda; Strigeidida; Schistosomatidae
Source: the annotation of a GenBank genome assembly